Limanda limanda (common dab) is the source of this 1131-nucleotide messenger RNA. Its product is annotated as glycerophosphodiester phosphodiesterase 1-like. NCBI's taxonomy places the organism in Eukaryota, Metazoa, Chordata, Actinopteri, Pleuronectiformes, Pleuronectidae. The record is from RefSeq and is a predicted model, not a curated record. Bases 1 to 984 code for a protein of 327 amino acids. Gene Ontology annotation, biological process: lipid metabolic process. The transcript has 6 exons. Gene Ontology annotation, molecular function: phosphoric diester hydrolase activity.
AUGCUGCAGCUGGGGGAUGAAGUCACUCUGUACUCGGUGGUCUUCGCGCUGGUCCUGCUGGGGACCCGGAGCCCGCUGAGGACCACCGUCCUCACCGUGUCCCUCUACCUGUUUCUGGUCAUGUUCAGGUUCCCUCAGGUACCAGCCAGCCGAGUCCAGCAGGUCCUGCACCCCGGCUCCGUCAAGAUGUCACCAGUGGCCCACCGGGGCGGGGGGCACGACGCACCGGAGAACACGAUAGCAGCCAUCCGGGAGGCCUGGAAAAAUGGGGCCGGAGGUGUGGAGCUGGAUCUGCAGUUCUCUGCAGACGGCGUUGCAAUACUCAUGCAUGAUGAGACUGUGGACCGGACCACUAACGGGUCAGGACCACUCAGCCAGAUGAGACUUUCUGACUUGCGUAAACUGGAUGCAGCUGCUAAACAUCGACUUAGCGAGAAGUUUGCAGGAGAGAUGAUCCCAACCCUGGAAGAGGCCGUGGAGGAAUGCAUCAAACUGCACCUUGUCAUCUACUUUGAUGUCAAAGGUCAUCCAGAUGAGGCAGCCGCAGCCCUUAAAGAGUUGUAUAAGAAACAUCCAGUCCUCUACAACAGCAGCAUCGUCUGCUCCUUUGAGCCUAAAGUCAUCUACAGGAUGAGACAGAGUGACCCAGAGGUGGUCACAGCGUUGACACAUCGACCGAGUCUGAGUCGGUUAGGAGACGGUGUCCCGCGGUUCUCCUCUCUUUGGAAACACUACUGGAUGACAAUGUUGGACGUAGUUCUGGACUGGGCUCAUAAUCAUGUGCUGUGGAAGCUCUGUGGCGUCUCAGCCGUCCUAAUACAAAAUAACUUUGUCUCACGGGACUACGUGCAGUACUGGGCCCAGAGAGGGGUGGAGGUCGUCGCCUGGACAGUCAACACAAAAGUGGAGAAGGAGUAUUACCACACGCUGCUCCAAGUCAACUACAUCACAGACAGCCUGGUGGAAGACUGUGAACCUCAUUAAGGCUCAAACACACACUUGAGACCACACCCCUCAUGGACCAGAUGUUUCUCUUCUCCUCACCCGCAUGUGUCGUGGUGGAGGAGAACACACAGGAGCCACUGUGUUGAUUUAAUCUGAACAGACUGGGCGCCAUUCUUACUAACAUGA